Molecule: messenger RNA, 1161 nt
Organism: Didymosphaeria variabile
Lineage: Eukaryota; Fungi; Ascomycota; Dothideomycetes; Pleosporales; Didymosphaeriaceae
Exons: 2
Coding region: 1-1161 (386 amino acids)
Molecular function (GO): protein binding
Source: RefSeq, a predicted model, not a curated record
AUGUUUCCCCUCUUCUCCCUUCCCAACGAAUUGAUUGCCACUAUCGUCGAGGCCCUCGACGACCGCCCCGCCCUCGUUGCCCUCGCCCAAACAUGCCAGAAGCUACAUCCCCUCGCCGAAGCUCGCGUGUUCAGGAACAUUUACAUCCGGGAUGGCACAUCCGUUGCACGCCUGGCUGAGAUUUUGGACCAGCGUCCCGAGCGAUUCCGGAUGAUCAAGCAUCUGGAGGCUACACCAACAGUGCAUGCGUGGCGGCGUAUUGAGCAGAUGCCAGAAUUGGCAGGGCGUAUGGCAAGAUUGAAGAGCUUGAAGAUCGAAGCUCCGAUGAUCAACAGUGGAGCGAGACCGCAAUGGUGGUCUGAGGGGAGUAUGGGGGAGUACAUGGAUCUUUUUGAGGGGAGAAAUCAGGGCUUACAGAACGAAGCUCGAUCUCAAGGGUCGGACUUCCUCAGAGCCAUUCAGCAACAAAGCAAUUCUUUGGAAUAUCUUCGUUUUACCCAUCAUCCGGAAGCCACUGUAGAUCCUGGUUCGCCCGAACAUCUCAAUACCAGUCUUGUAUCCUCUUUGGCUACGCUUCGUUUAUCCUCAACCGGCCUGUCAACCUUCGAUCGUCUUCGUACAUUUGAUGUAGACUACAGAUCCAAUCUGGCCGAACUAUUAUUCGUCAAGGAGCUUGCGCCACCGAGUCUGCAUACCCUGGGUCUUCCCGGCCUCAAUUACGAGUACGAAAGUUCAUGGCGGCACUUACCUUCCUACAUAUCCGCGAUGGCAUCUGCGACUCCCUUCUCACACCUUAGGCUGCACACCGAUCCCAACCGUCUAGAUUUCGAUGACGUGUUCAAGAUCUUCACGAGUCCUGUGUUCACCCAUACGCCACAUCGGGAGGUGCUCCUCGGAAUCGUUGAGAUUCUUAAGAAAAGGGCCAGCGUGAAGCUGAUUUGUGCGUCUUCUCGUGCCAUUGGUUGUCACCCUCCGUAUUUGUACGGAGAGAAGAUGCCUGAGGAGGCUGUGGUAUUUGAUAGUGAGAAGCCCUACUACCAGGAAGAAGAAGUGGACCAGCGAUUUGAGAUCGAGGAUUACAUUCCGGAAGAUGCAUCGGGGUGGGAUGGUCCCUUCUCAGGACUCGGUACAAGACCAUGGCGGUUGGCGAGGCGAACGUGA